UCUCGGUGGGGCCGGCGGGGGGCGUGUUCGGCUUUCUCUGCACCAAUUGGAAAGCCGAAGGCCCGCAGCGCGGAGCGGCUGAUUGGAGCACUCAGCGCUUGGGGCGGGGCCUGUCACCCGCCUGCAGGGGGCGAGCGCCGGGCGUGAGGAGACGCUUCCAUGGAGGGAGCGGGUGCGCGGGAGGAAUCUUCUGUGGCCGGGGACCUGCUGGCUCUGGGCUAUGAGGGUUUCCCGGGGGCGGCGUCGCUGGGCACCUCGUGCCCAGACUUCAGGGAGCUGUGCGCGCGGUUGGCGGCGGAGCUGGCGACUCUGGGCGCCCUGAGGCAGGAGCGAGAGGAGGGUGCGGAGGCGCUGCGCGCCGGCGACGGCCCCGGCGCCGAGGAGGAAUUCCUGCGACAGUUGGCAGGCCUGCUGCGAGAGCUACACUGCCCCGACCGCGCGCUCUGCGGCGCCGACUGCGCGGCCGCGCUGCAGGAGCCGGGCGCGUGCCUGCGCCUGCUGCGCUUUCUCUGUUCCGAGCUCCAGGCUGCCCGCCUCCUCCGCCGGCACCCCAAGCUCGAUACCAGUCCUGCGCCGCCUAGUGGGGAAAGAGCUGAAGAGGAAGCUGGCAUGGUCCAGGAACUGGUCCUUACACUCCAAGCCCUGGGGCUACCCAGACCCACUCCGGGGAACCCCGCCAGCGCCAGUGGGCUGCUGCGGGAAUUGCAUGCCAAGAUCUCGGAGCUUCUACCUUUACUGCCCCCGGAGUCCUUGCAGCCUCUCCUCAGCCACCCGCUGGAUGCACCCAGAUGGGAGGCUUUGGAGUCUCUGUCUCAAAGCCUGCAAUCUCAGUACUGCUGCCGCCGCUGCCUCCUCCUCACCCGCCUGGACCUCACAACAUCUGCUUUCCACUGGAGUGAUGGUUCAGAGGAGGUGCGGGAAGUGAGACCUGCUUGGGGAAGAGAUGCUUCUGAGCCACCAGCAAGGCUGCCCGUCAAGGGACCUGCUGUGCCAUCAACAAGGUGCUUAUGGGCAACGUGCCAGACCGGGGGGGCCGCCCAAAUGAGCUGGAAGCCCCCAUGCCCAGCUGGCGGAGCAGAAGAGAGGACGGAGGUGGGCGAAAAGCAGGCCGCCGGUGCUGGGGCCGCAAGAAGAAGUAAGGGACUGGCGGUUGCGGGCUGGCGGGGAGUCCUUGGUAAAGCUGACACCAUUGCCAAUCUCUGGGGAGUCGUUUGAGGGUUUCUCUUGGCACCUGGCCCCUAGGCCCCACACACCUUGUUCCUGAGGUCACAAAUGUCCUCCCUUCAUCUACUGAACACAAGGUUCUCUGAAAAAUAAAUGUAAUAUUUGA
This is a messenger RNA of Condylura cristata (star-nosed mole), 1330 nucleotides long. RefSeq names its product family with sequence similarity 98, member C (gene TSLIG3C). The record is from RefSeq and is a predicted model, not a curated record. Lineage: Eukaryota; Metazoa; Chordata; Mammalia; Eulipotyphla; Talpidae. Gene Ontology annotation, cellular component: tRNA-splicing ligase complex. The transcript is spliced from 9 exons. Bases 160 to 1215 code for a protein of 351 amino acids.